AUGUCGUAUAACGAUAACAAUCAUAAUUACUACGACCCCAACGCGGCGGAAGGGGCCGAUGGGUACUACCAGCUGCAGCCCUACGAUGGGCACGGCCAGCAGGAGUACUACGACCCCAACAUGCAAUACCAGCAAGGGUACGAUAUGGACGCCGGCUACCAGGACAUGAGCCAACAGGGCUACCCGCAACAAGGCCAGUACAACGGCGAGGCGUUCUCCGACUUUAGCUACGGCGGUCAAAACCAGUCGGGCUACGAUCAAUACGGGAACGGCACCCAGUACACGCCGUCGCAAAUGCUGUACGGCGGCGACCCGAGAUCGCUGGGAGCGCUGACGCCGAUCUACGGCGGCCAGGGCCAGUACGACCCCACCCAGUUCCAGAUGUCGCUGAACUUGCCCUACCCGGCGUGGCUGGCUGACCCCCAGGCGCCGAUCAAGGUCGAACACAUCGAAGAUAUUUUCAUCGACUUGACCAACAAGUUUGGUUUCCAACGUGACUCGAUGAGAAACAUGUUUGACUACUUCAUGACCCUUUUGGACUCGCGGGCGCUGAGAAUGUCCCCUGCCCAAGCGUUGUUGCUGUUGCACGCUGACUACAUUGGUGGUGAAAACGCCAACUACCGUAAGUGGUACUUUGCCUCGCAACAGGACUUGGACGACUCGGUGGGUUACGCCAACAUGACCCUCGGCAAGCUCGGUCGUAAGGCGCGGAAGGCGAAGCGGAAGUCGAAGAAGGCGCGUCAAGCCGCUGAAGAAAUUGGUCAGGACGUCGACGCCUUGGACAACGAGCUUGAAGGCGACUACUCGUUGGAAGCUGCCGAAAUCAAGUGGAAGGCGAAGAUGAACACUUUGACCCCCGAGGAAAGAGUCAGAGACAUUGCCCUUUACCUUUUGAUGUGGGGUGAGGCCAACCAGAUGCGUUUCACUCCCGAAUUGUUGUGUUACUUGUACAAGACGGCUGUCGACUAUCUUCAGCUGCCGGCGUGCCAGCAACGUCAAGAACCCAUGCCUGAAGGUGACUACUUGAACCGUGUCAUCACCCCCUUGUACCGGUUCUUGCGGGCUCAAGUCUACGAGAUCUACGAUGGCCGUUUCGUCAAGCGGGAAAAGGACCACAACAAAGUUAUUGGGUACGAUGACGUCAACCAGUUGUUCUGGUAUCCUGAAGGUAUCUCGCGGAUCAUCUUUGAAGACGGCACUCGUCUCGUCGACAUCCCUCAGCCCGAGCGUUACUUGCGUUUAGGUGAAGUCGAAUGGAACAACGUCUUCUUCAAGACUUACAAGGAAAUCCGUACCUGGUUGCACUUUGUCACCAACUUCAACCGUAUCUGGAUUAUUCACGGUACCAUCUACUGGAUGUACACUGCCUACAACUCGCCUGCUGUCUACACGAAGAACUACAUUCAAACCGUCAACAACCAGCCUUUGGCCUCCUCGCGGUGGGCCUCGGCCGCCAUUGGUGGGGUCUUGGCCUCGGUUAUCCAAAUUGCUGCAACUCUCUUUGAAUGGAUGUUUGUUCCUCGUAAGUGGGCCGGUGCUCAACAUCUUACGCGGAGAAUGAUGUUUUUGAUUGGUAUUUUGAUUUUGAACUUGGUCCCCGUCGUCUACACUUUCUACUGGGCCGGUCUCACUUACUACUCGAAGCUGGCGCACGCGGUGUCGAUUGUCGGGUUCUUCAUUGCUGUUGCCACCUUGGUCUUCUACGCCGUUAUGCCUUUAGGUGGGUUGUUUACCUCGUACAUGAACAAGCGCUCGCGUAAAUACAUGGCCUCGCAAGCUUUCACAGCUAACUUCAUCAAGUUGCGUGGUAUUGAUAUGUGGUUGCUGUACUUGUUGUGGGUGUUGGUCUUCUUGGCAAAGCUCGUCGAAUCGUACUUCUUCCUUACCCUUUCGUUGCGUGACCCUAUCCGUAACUUGCUGAAGAUGACCAUGCGUUGUGUUGGUGAAGCCUGGUGGGGUUACACCCUUUGUCGCCAACAAGCCAAGGUCGUGCUCGGUUUGAUGUACGCUGUCGACUUGUUGUUGUUCUUCUUGGAUACUUACAUGUGGUACAUUAUCUGUAACUGUAUCUUCUCGAUUGGGCGCUCGUUCUACCUUGGUAUCUCCAUCUUGACCCCUUGGAGAAACAUUUUCACUCGUUUGCCCAAGCGUAUCUACUCGAAGAUUCUUGCUACCACUGAAAUGGAAAUCAAGUACAAGCCUAAGGUGUUGAUCUCGCAAAUCUGGAACGCUAUCGUCAUUUCGAUGUACCGUGAACAUCUUCUUGCCAUUGACCACGUGCAAAAGUUGUUGUACCACCAAGUGCCCUCGGAAAUUGAAGGUAAGCGUACUUUGAGAGCUCCCACUUUCUUCGUGUCCCAAGAUGACAACAACUUUGAAACCGAGUUCUUCCCCAGAAACUCUGAAGCCGAGCGUCGUAUUUCCUUCUUCGCCCAAUCGCUUGCUACCCCCAUCUUGGAACCUUUGCCCGUCGACAACAUGCCCACUUUCACCGUGUUCACCCCUCACUACUCGGAAAAGAUCUUGUUGUCGUUGCGUGAAAUCAUUCGUGAAGAUGACCAGUACUCGCGGGUUACCCUUUUGGAAUACUUGAAGCAAUUGCACCCCGUUGAAUGGGACUGCUUCGUGAAGGACACCAAGAUUUUGGCUGAAGAAACCGCUGCUUACGAAAACGGUGGCGAAGACCCUGAGAAGAUGAACGAAGACGACGGCCUCAAGCUGAAGAUCGACGACUUGCCUUUCUACUGUAUUGGUUUCAAGCUGGCUGCCCCCGAAUACACUUUGCGUACUCGUAUCUGGGCCUCGUUGCGUUCGCAAACUUUGUACCGUACCGUGUCGGGUUUCAUGAACUACGCUCGUGCCAUUAAGUUGUUGUACCGUGUGGAAAACCCUGAACUCGUGCAAUACUUUGGUGGUGACCCUGAAGGCUUGGAAUUGGCUCUCGAAAAGAUGGCUCGCCGGAAGUUCCGCUUCCUUGUGUCGAUGCAACGGAUGCUGAAGUUCAAGGACGACGAAAUGGAAAACGCUGAAUUCUUGUUGCGUGCUUACCCUGACUUGCAAAUUGCCUACCUUGACGAAGAACCUGCUGCCAACGAAGACGAAGAGCCCCGCGUGUUCUCGUCGUUGAUCGAUGGUCACUGUGAAAUGUUGGAAAACGGUCGCCGUAGACCUAAGUUCAGAGUGCAAUUGUCGGGUAACCCCAUUCUCGGUGACGGUAAGUCUGAUAACCAGAACCACGCCAUCAUUUUCCACAGAGGUGAAUACAUCCAGUUGAUCGAUGCUAACCAGGACAACUACCUUGAAGAAUGUUUGAAGAUCCGGUCGGUGCUUGCUGAAUUCGAAGAACUCAAUGUCGAACACGUUAACCCUUACGCCCCUGAUUUGAAGGAAAACAAGAAGCUGAGCGAAAAGCGCUACCCCGUGGCGUUCUUGGGUGCUCGUGAAUACAUUUUCUCGGAAAACUCCGGUGUACUUGGUGACGUUGCUGCUGGUAAGGAACAAACCUUUGGUACUUUGUUUGCGCGGACUCUUGCCCAAAUCGGUGGUAAGUUGCACUAUGGUCACCCCGAUUUCCUCAACGCCACGUUCAUGUUGACUCGUGGUGGUGUGUCUAAGGCUCAAAAAGGUUUGCACUUGAACGAAGAUAUCUACGCUGGUAUGAACGCCAUGAUGCGUGGUGGUAAGAUCAAGCACUGUGAAUACUACCAAUGUGGUAAGGGUAGAGAUAUGGGUUUCGGCUCGGUGUUGAAUUUCACUACUAAGAUUGGUGCCGGUAUGGGUGAACAAAUGUUGUCGCGUGAAUACUACUACUUGUCGACUCAAUUGCCCUUGGACCGUUUCCUCUCGUUCUACUACGGUCACCCUGGUUUCCACAUCAAUAACUUGUUCAUUCAAAUGUCGUUGCAAACUUUCAUUCUUGUGCUCGCUAACUUGAACUCGUUGGCCCACGAACUGAUCAUCUGCUCUUACGAUAAGGACAAGCCCAUCUACGAUGUGCUCUACCCCAUUGGUUGCUACAACUUGAUGCCGGCUAUUGACUGGGUUCGUCGUUACACGCUUUCUAUCUUCAUUGUGUUCUUCAUUUCGUUCAUCCCCUUGACGGUGCAAGAAUUGAUUGAACGUGGUGUGUGGAAGGCCUUCCAACGGUUCGUCCGCCACUUGGUGUCGUUGUCGCCCAUGUUCGAAGUGUUCGUUGCUCAAAUCUACUCGUCGUCGAUUGCCACCGACAUGACCGUUGGUGGUGCCCGUUAUAUCUCUACUGGUCGUGGUUUCGCUACUCUGCGUAUUCCCUUCUCGAUCUUGUACUCGCGGUUCGCCGACUCGUCGAUUUACAUGGGUGCUCGUCUUAUGCUUAUUUUGUUCUUCGGUUCCGUCGCUCGCUGGCAAGCUCCUCUUCUUUGGUUCUGGGCCUCGUUGUCUGCGUUGAUCAUGUCGCCUUUUAUCUUCAACCCUCACCAGUUCGCUUGGGAAGACUUCUUUAUUGACUACCGUGACUUCAUCAGAUGGUUGCUGCGUGGUAACUCCAAGUGGCACCGCAACUCGUGGAUCGGUUACGUGCGGUUGUCGCGUUCGAGAGUUACCGGUUUCAAGCGAAAGUUGGUGGGUGAUGUCUCCGAAAAGAGUGCCGGUGAUGCUACUCGUGCCCACAGACUGAACGUCAUCUUCGCCUCGAUUUUCCCCACUGCUGUCUACACUGCUGGUUUGUUCAUUGCCUACACUUUCAUCAACGCCCAAACCGGUGUUGUCACUUAUGAAUACAACGGUGUUGUCAAGCAGGCUGCUCCUGUGAACUCGGUGUUGCGUUUGAUUAUCUGUGCUCUUGGUCCUGUCGUUGUCAACGCUGGUGUCGUUGGUGGUUGCUUCGGUCUCGCUUGUUGCGCUGGUCCCUUGUUGGGCUUGUGCUGCAAGAAGACUGGUUCGGUGAUGGCUGGUAUCGCUCACGGUAUCGCUGUUGUCAUUCACGUGGCGUUCUUCAUCAUCAUGUGGGUGAUGGAAGGUUUCAACUUUGCUCGGAUGUUGCUUGGUUUCGCCACCUGUAUCUACUGUCAACGUUUCAUCUUCAAGAUCUUGACCGUGUUGUGCUUGACCCGUGAAUUCAAGAAUGACAAGGCCAACACCGCUUUCUGGACCGGUAAAUGGUACAACACUGGUAUGGGUUACAUGGCGUUCACUCAACCUUCGCGUGAAUUCGUCGCUAAGAUCAUUGAAAUGUCGGAAUUCGCUGGUGACUUCGUGUUGGCCCACUUGAUUUUGUUCGUGCAAUUGCCCAUCUUGUGCAUUCCUCUCAUUGACAGAUGGCACUCGACUAUGUUGUUCUGGCUCAAGCCUUCGCAAUUGAUCCGUCCUCCCAUCUACUCGUUGAAGCAAGCGAGAUUGAGAAAGCGCAUGGUGAGAAAGUACUGCUCGUUGUACUUCUUGAUCUUGAUCAUUUUCGUUGUGAUCAUCGUUGCUCCUGCCGCCGCCUCUGGUUCUGUCGGUGACUUGGGUACCAACUUUAACUUUGACGACUCGUCGGGCAUUGGUUUGAACGGGUUGUUCCAACCUAGAAACACCAGUAACAAUGACACUGGUCCCAACAUGCCUUCCGACUCCACUUGGUUGUCGCUGGCUUGGUCGUUCCCGUCGGAAAUGCACACGGGUCCUACCACUUCGUUCUCGAGCAAGUCAUUUUAG
Molecule: messenger RNA, 5673 nt
Organism: Diutina rugosa
Lineage: Eukaryota; Fungi; Ascomycota; Pichiomycetes; Serinales; Debaryomycetaceae
Gene: GSC1
Product: 1,3-beta-glucan synthase
Exons: 1
Coding region: 1-5673 (1890 amino acids)
Biological process (GO): (1->3)-beta-D-glucan biosynthetic process; fungal-type cell wall polysaccharide biosynthetic process
Cellular component (GO): 1,3-beta-D-glucan synthase complex; plasma membrane
Molecular function (GO): 1,3-beta-D-glucan synthase activity
Source: RefSeq, a predicted model, not a curated record